AUGGCCAGCCAGGACACCACACUGGGCACAAGCAACCCGUUCUAUGAUGUGGCCAGACACGGCAUUCUGCAGGUGGCAGGGGACGACCACUCCGGAAGGCGCGUGAUCACAUUCAGCUGCUGCCGGCUGCCCCCCUCCCACGAGCUCGAUCACCAGCGGCUGCUAGGGUAUCUGAAGUACACGCUGGACCAAUACGUGGAGAACGAUUACACCAUCGUCUACUUCCACUACGGGCUGAACAGCCAGAACAAGCCAUCCCUGGCCUGGCUGCAGAGCGCGUACAAGGAGUUUGACAGGAGGUACAAGAAGAAUUUGAAGGCUCUCUAUGUCGUGCACCCCACAAACUUCAUCAAAGUCCUGUGGAACAUCUUUAAACCCCUCAUCAGUCACAAGUUUGGGAAAAAAGUGACCUAUUUCAACUACUUGAGUGAGCUCCGUGAACACCUCAAAUACGAGCAGCUGAUCAUCCCCCCAGAAGUUCUGCGGUACGAUGAGAAACUCCAGAACCUGCACCAGGGCCAGCCGCUUUCUGCCUCUAAGACGCCGCCACCACGGCCCCCUCUGCCCACCCAGCAAUUUGGUGUCAGUCUGCAAUACCUCAAAGACAAAAAUCAAGGCGAACUCAUCCCGCCUGUGCUGAGGUUCACAGUGACGUACCUGCAAGAGAAAGGACUCCGCACCGAGGGUCUGUUCCGGAGAUCAGCCAGCAUCCAGACCGUCCGCGAGAUCCGGAGGCUCUACAACCAAGGGAAACCUGUGAACUUCGACAGCUAUGGGGACAUUCACGUCCCUGCCGUGAUCCUGAAGACCUUCCUGCGAGAGCUGCCCCAACCGCUGCUGACCUUCGAGGCCUAUGAGCAGAUUCUCGGGAUCACUAGUGUCCCGGGAGAGCAUUUAUAA
Molecule: messenger RNA, 900 nt
Organism: Cynocephalus volans (Philippine flying lemur)
Lineage: Eukaryota; Metazoa; Chordata; Mammalia; Dermoptera; Cynocephalidae
Gene: ARHGAP8
Product: Rho GTPase activating protein 8
Exons: 10
Coding region: 1-900 (299 amino acids)
Biological process (GO): small GTPase-mediated signal transduction; negative regulation of endocytic recycling
Cellular component (GO): cytoplasm
Molecular function (GO): GTPase activator activity
Source: RefSeq, a predicted model, not a curated record